This is a messenger RNA of Miscanthus lutarioriparius, 1374 nucleotides long. NCBI's taxonomy places the organism in Eukaryota, Viridiplantae, Streptophyta, Magnoliopsida, Poales, Poaceae. The record is from the annotation of a GenBank genome assembly.
AUGGACAUCGAUGAUGCUAUGCUCUCCGACGAGCCAGCCCCCGACGAGCAGCCGCUCGACCGCGCCAAGCGCCGGUACCUCCGCAAGCGCCGCAGCCGCCUCCUCCCCCACCCUGACGCUACCACCACCACCAAGCCCUCCUCCUCGUCAGAGUUCGUCGAGCUCCGGCCGGAGGUGGUGGACUUCCCGCGCCUGCACUGGCGCGAGGAGGCGCUCUACUUCCACGACACCUUCGCCAUGCCGUGGGAGAAGGACAAGCACUACCGCAUGCUCUACCACCUGGAGAAGAAGUACUUCCCCCAUCAGUCCCUCGACAACGCAUUCGUCUCCGCUGACGCUGCCCCGGCCUCUGACGCCGACAUGAGCCUCGUCUUCUUCGACGACGAGAAGAAGGAAGAUGAGGGAGGGGAGCGGGUGGUCAGUAAGAAGGGCGGCGACAGCGACGACAAAGGGGAGGUGCUGGAGAGGAAGGUAGAAGACUUCUUCAGGUCUCUGAAUAAGGGCCCCGGCCAAGCCGACACCAAGGCCAAGAGACCGGGAGCGGAGCCGCGGCAGGUGAAGCGCGAGGUGCCAAGGGAGGAGGAGCGUCCGCAGCCGUACCUCGUCACCAGGACCACGGAGCUGCCACCCAGGUGGGAUGGCCCGGCCGGGACCGACGUGCUCAUUGACAGGCCCAAAGGUGAUGCCUUUCCCCUCCCCUUUGGUGCAUUGCAGGUUCUGGGAUUCUCACCCAAAGGAUGGACUUCAUUUACUGUUUGUGGCAAGUUGCGGCGCUUGGUGAAAGUACAAAAGGUUGGACAUGCUGGAACUCUGGACCCCAUGGCAACUGGAUUGUUGAUUGUUUGUGUAGGAAAAGCAACCAAAAUAGUUGAUAGAUUCACCAGUAUGUAUCCUAGCAUCUCUACAAUGGUCUGCUGGACAUUCUUUUAUUCGGGGGUUGCAAAUGAAUUUACAUUAUUGAAGGGAUUUGGGGAAGCAUCACCAAAUAACAACCUAUUAGGUUCACAGUUAGUUAUGCUUCUUUUCAAUGCUGCUGGAAAUCUUAUUGAAAGAUUCUAUCCUGAAAAGAGAUUAUUCAGAGGGAACCAUGGGAACACAUCAAAGAUGAAGAUAUUAGAAAGGCAGCAGCAUCAUUCAAGGGUCAGAUAUGGCAAGUUCCUCCAAUGUUUUCUGCCAUUAAGACAGAAUUUGAUAUUUCGAGUUACUUGCUCAAAAGGAACAUAUAUUCGAUCCCUAUGUGCGGACUUGGGUAAAGCACUUGGAAGCUGUGCUCAUUUAACUGCCUUGCGGAGAGACUCAAUAGGUGAAUACUCGGUCAAUGAUGCUUGGAACUUCGAUGAGCUUGAGCAACAAAUCACCAAGGGAUAUUUAUGA